AUUGGCUAGGACGCUUCUCUUUUUCUUACUCCGGGGGAGGGUGCCGCCGACAAAACGUCCUGCACGGCGUGCGAGCGCUUCACAGACUGGUCUCCCGGCACUGCAAUUUCAACAUGUCGGAGCAGCUAGAGCCCAGUGGCCUCAGCGAUGAAGCCGCCUACAACGCCUGCUCCAACCCCGAUCCCAACACCAAGGAUUUUUUGUUGCAGCAGACUAUGUUAAGAAUAAAAGAUCCAAAGAAGUCAUUGGAUUUUUAUACAAGAAUUCUUGGAAUGACAUUGCUCCAAAAAUGUGACUUUCCCACUAUGAAAUUUUCACUUUAUUUCUUGGCUUAUGAAGACAAAAAUGAUAUCCCAACAGAUAAAAAAGAAAGAACAGCUUGGACUUUCUCUAGAAAGGCUACACUUGAACUAACACAUAACUGGGGCACUGAAAAUGAUGAUAAUCAGUCUUACCACAAUGGCAAUUCAGACCCUCGCGGAUUUGGUCACAUUGGAAUUGCAGUCCCUGAUGUAUCUGCAGCUUGUAAGAGGUUUGAAGAGUUGGGAGUGAAAUUUGUGAAGAGACCAGAUGAUGGUAAAAUGAAGGGACUUGCAUUUAUUCAGGAUCCUGAUGGCUACUGGAUUGAAAUUUUGAAUCCUAACCACAUGGUGACCCUCAUCUAGGUUUACAGUAACUAACGAUACAACAGGAAAAUUCUCCAGGAGGCUGAAAACCAGUAGCAUACUCUAAUAUUCAUGAGACACAUACUUAAUUGUGAGGAAUUAACCUUUUCCACAAGUAGUUCUUUAGCAAUUCUUUUAGCACCUGAUCUUGUUUGGAUAAACCUUUGCAUUCUUUAGCUUUCUUUUCUAUGAUGCCACUUCUUCCUGUUUCUAAUUAGGAGAGCACAAGACCAUCUGUGUUCUGAAAGUGCACUCAUGCAGAUUCAUCAUUUAUGCAAACAUUAGUUUAUUCAUCCAUUCAGGACUGAUUUGCGUUAUUUAAAUGUUGGCUGAGCAUUAUAACAAUACUUUAACCAGCCUGAGACCUGGUAUGAUGGGGUGGAAUAUGUGAGUAGGAAGAUAGCUGUAUCUUAGGUCUACUACAGGAUAUUUUGUUUCUGUUAAAUGUGGGGCGGGGAUAAAACAUGUAUAACUAGUUUUUUGGGCCACAUCUUGUUCUCAUUAAAGUCAAUGGCAAAAUUGCAAUUGAAGUCUAAUGGAAGCAGGAUUGGGACUGUGUGUGUAGUUAUGUCACUAAACAGUAGACUUUCAGGAGCAGCUUAGAGGCAUUCAAACUGCUUUGAGACUAGAAACUUAAUGGCAGUGCCACAUUGCAGGUUGAAUUCUGUUGGACUCAUUGCAUUUGAGUACCUAUGGCAGUUAGGCAGAGGAGGUCAGCAGACUUCUCACUUGCUUUCAAAAGUGAGACUCUAAGAGCUGAACACCUAUCCUAAAAAUCAAGGUGUUGAACAGCAACUAGCUUACAACUAAAGAGUAGCUGAAAAUGCCAUGAUUCCCUAUUGACUGGCUGAGAGCUGGCAGACACAUCCCUUGUGUGUGAUGUCUAAGCUUCUGCAAAAUAUAGUGCAUUUGAAAUGUUUUAUAUAUCAAAUUUCAGCUUGAUAUAAAAGUCUGGUUAAUCAAAUUCCCAAUAGUUUGUGAAACAGUAACUAUCUACAGUUACGACACAGCUGUCUUUCUUUAAAAUAUAAAAACUAGUGGUUGCAGUUAUAUUGAAGUUGUAAAUAACAGGAGAACAUGUCACAUUUACAAAUCCUGCAUGUGAGCUAGUUUCAUGGUUAAAGUUUCAUUAACACUGAAAUACUUUCCCUCACCUUUCAAAUCAACAAAACCAUCUUGGUAUUUAGUGCAUUUCUAGAAGCACCUUAUAAUUACAGUUGGCACUGAACAGCCCUCAAUAUUGUGACUACUAAAUUGGAUAGCCCUGUGGCGUCAAAUAAAAGUAUUUAUUUCUAAAUAAAGUGUCUGCAAAACUUUCAAAAUCCUUCUCUAACGCUGUAUGCCAUAUAGUAUUUCACUACCUACUAAGGACAUGUGUAUACUACAAAAUGUACUCCAGUUAUGUUGUCAAUCAUCCAUCACUGCUGUAACUAAACCAUUUUUGCACAUCCACACAAUGCUGCUUGUUCUGGUGGAACACAUCUACAGUUGUACUCUUACAUUGAAAGAGAGCAGUGUGCUGUGGGUACCUAUCCCAGUAUGCAUUAGCUGUCCCUGUGUUUUGAGAAGGGUUUACAGUAUCCUCUGAAGACACGUACACCAUCCCAUGAUGCUGUUUUCUGUCUCAUCAUUCUGUGGUCUUCUAAGUAAAUUUUGGAAACUGUACAUCUCAAAGCAUAGAGCCUGCCCUGCUUUCCAGUAUUAUGAUGAGCAUUAUGAACACACUGCAAGAUCAGCUGCAUUAUUCAAUGAGCUGCUAAUCAGAUAAUGGCUCUGUGGUAUCAGCCCUACUAUGUGUCAUGGAGAGAAACCAUUCAAGAUUGCUUUUUGGAACUCAUGGAGCAGCUGCAAAUGGUGGAUUAUCAGUUAUGGUAUGAGAAGCACUGAGUGGUGAAAUCACAUCAUUAUGCAGACUGGGAUGAUGAGCAGUGACUGUCGAACUUUUGGAUCUGCAGAGACACCUUCUUGGAACUGUGUAGGGAGCUGCCCCUUGCUCUCUAGCACAAGGAUACCAAAAUGAGAGCUGGCCUAACUGGAGCAAUGAAUAGUGAUUGCUGUGUAGAAGGUGGUAAUUCUAGACUACUACCCAUAACUGGCAAAUCAGUUUGGAGUUGGGAGGUCCACUCUGGGGCUUCUAAGUAUGCAAGGUCAUUAAUCACCUCCUGCUAUGAAGCACUAGGACUCAGGGUAAUGUGUGGGAAGUAGUGAAUGACUCUGCUGUUUAGCCAUGGUGAUAUUUUUUUGUUCCUCUUAACCCCAAAUAAUAAUAAUAAUAAAAAGUAUACAUUGUUUGA
This is a messenger RNA of Pelodiscus sinensis (Chinese soft-shelled turtle), 2959 nucleotides long. RefSeq names its product glyoxalase I (gene GLO1). Gene Ontology annotation, molecular function: lactoylglutathione lyase activity; metal ion binding. The record is from RefSeq and is a predicted model, not a curated record. NCBI's taxonomy places the organism in Eukaryota, Metazoa, Chordata, Testudines, Trionychidae.